Lodderomyces elongisporus is the source of this 933-nucleotide messenger RNA. RefSeq names its product Age3p (gene AGE3). The transcript has a single exon. Lineage: Eukaryota; Fungi; Ascomycota; Pichiomycetes; Serinales; Debaryomycetaceae. Gene Ontology annotation, cellular component: Golgi membrane. Gene Ontology annotation, molecular function: GTPase activator activity. The record is from RefSeq and is a predicted model, not a curated record. Gene Ontology annotation, biological process: regulation of endocytosis; regulation of ARF protein signal transduction. Bases 1 to 933 code for a protein of 310 amino acids.
AUGGACCAGUUCAAGCCGGAAGAGACCUUGCGAAUGGAAAUUGGUGGUAACGAGCGCUUAAAGAACUACUUUGUCGAGAAUGGCGUCGACUUAUCGUUACCAGCAAAAGCAAAAUAUGAUAAUUAUGUUGCAGAAGACUACAAGGAAAUUUUGACCUGUGAAGUCGAGGGAAAAGAGUUUGUACCCAAAGACCAUUCAGGAAAGACUUUACCCAGUAAAGACUCUGUUGAUAGUGCUACUGCUGCUGCUGCUUCUGGUGGUGCUGCUGCUGGUGCUGGUGCUGGUGCCUUCUCAACUUCGACCACGUCUGGUGGCACAAGAGGAGAGUUGAAUCCAGAGCACAAAGUAAAAAAUGAAGCAUACUUUGCAUCCUUGGGAGCCAAAAACAACACUAGACCAGAAAAUUUGCCUCCAUCGCAAGGCGGGAAAUAUGCUGGAUUUGGAAACACCCCACAGCCAACAUCGUCAAACUCGAGUGGCAAUGGAACCGGAUCAUCUCUUUCCAACUUCACAAUUGAUAAUUUCCAAAAAGACCCUCUUGGGACAUUUACUAAAGGGUGGGGAUUAUUUUCUUCAUCUGUCGCCAAGUCUGUUCAAGAGGUCCACACCAGUGUUAUCCAGCCAGGGUUGAACUCACUCCAACAAAGUGAAUUUGGCAAUGAGACAAAAAAAGCAAUGGCACAAUUUGGACAAAAGAUGCAAGAAACUGGUAAAUAUGGACAAGAGACAUUUCAAAACUUUACAAAAGACAUACACGAAGAAGGUUUCAACAAAGCUCUUGAUCACCGAUUUAACGGACUAUGGAAAAGAGAUAGCAACGACGAGGUGCCUACUGCUUUUGGGUACAAAAAAAGCAACGAUGGUGUCAAAUAUGAAAGCUUGUCUGGUGGUGGUAAGAAAAGCGAUGAUGAAGACAAAUGGGAUGACUUUUAA